Molecule: messenger RNA, 417 nt
Organism: Marmota flaviventris (yellow-bellied marmot)
Lineage: Eukaryota; Metazoa; Chordata; Mammalia; Rodentia; Sciuridae
Product: galectin-16-like
Molecular function (GO): carbohydrate binding
Source: RefSeq, a predicted model, not a curated record
AUGGAGCCCAAUUGGUCCCAUACUCACAAGAAUGUGAAUUUGUCUGUUGGUUCUUCGGUAACCAUCAGGGGGAUUGUUAGCAAUACGUUCAGAAAGGACCCUCAGCUGCAGGUGGAUUUCCACACUGACCGGGACCCCACAUCUGACAUCGCCUUCCACGUCCGCGUGUACUUUGGCCACUCUGUGGUGUUGAACAGUCUGCAGGACGGGGGCUGGAGAACCGAGGUGACGUCCCACAAGAUGCCCUUUCAGGAAAACCAACCAUUCAAACUGCGCUUCUUGGUGCUGAACAAUGAAUACCAGGUGAUAUUAAAUGACGAGCACCUCUACAGCUUCAUCCAUCGCGUCCCACAGAGUUCUGAGAAGAUGGUAGAGGUGUGGAGAGAUGUCCUCCUCUACUCCAUGGAGGUCUCCUAG